Anarrhichthys ocellatus (wolf-eel) is the source of this 2521-nucleotide messenger RNA. RefSeq names its product SRA stem-loop interacting RNA binding protein (gene slirp). The coding region runs from base 15 to 317 and encodes 100 amino acids. Gene Ontology annotation, molecular function: RNA binding. The transcript is spliced from 4 exons. The record is from RefSeq and is a predicted model, not a curated record. Lineage: Eukaryota; Metazoa; Chordata; Actinopteri; Perciformes; Anarhichadidae.
GACAAGGGCAAAACAUGGCGGCGCCGUCCAAGAAAGUGUUCGAGGUCUUCGUGUCUAAAGUACCAUGGACUAUAGCCGGCAAGGAGAUGAGGGAGUACUUUACACAGUUCGGCCCCGUGAAGAAGUGUCUGCUUCCAUUUGAUAAAGACUCCGGCUUCCACAGAGGCUUCUGCUGGGUGGGCUUCUCUACAGAGGAAGGGCUGAACAACGCAUUGCAGAAAGACCCGCACGUGCUGGAGGGAGCUAAGCUGCAGGUUCAGAGGAACAGACGUCCGUUUGCAGGGCAGAGGUCAAACAGAGACGGAGAACAGGACUGAAGCUCCGUGAUCCUGCUGUGUGACGAGACCGACACACUGCUGCUGCUGCUGUUGCCCGGCCCCAGCUCACUAAGACUGUGUUUGCUCCUGCUGCCUCAGCUGCUGGAUAUAUGUGGGGCAUUUGGACCAGUACACCUGGGUUGGUGUUUUGAUCUCCAUUCUGAAGAAUGACCCAAGUGUGUUCCUCCUUCACCUUCAGUGACUGUGGGCCUGACCAUGAUUGCCAUUGUUUGAAUGCGCUGUGUAGUAGUAGUAGUAGUAGUAGUAGUAGUAGUAAUAAUAAUAGUCCUUAUUGUCGUUGAUAGUGUUGUACUUCCUGUAAGCAUCCUGUCACAGUAAAUAGCAGGUUAAUGCCAACUUUAUAAAACACCAUUCACUGAUCUCCAGUGUUGGAAUCUACUGUGUCUUCUGUCGUGAGAUAACCUGUACCGUAGUAUUUCAUUUAGUGGUUUUACUCGAGUACUUCCUUCACUACUGCCUUUUGGACACGACCAAACCAUGGAUAGUAGCUGGUGGAGCAGGUUGAAUGAUUGGCCACCAGGGGGCAGUAAACUCCUGCAGCGGUGGGGGAAGUACUCUAAUCCCUAAUUGAAAGUACCAAUACCACACUGUAGAAAUACUGCAUUACACUCCAAAGUAAAGGUCCUGCAUUCCAAAUCCUACUUAAAACAUAUAAGUAAGUUUAAUCAGGAAGAAGCAGAAGUAGUUGUGCAAUGACAGAUAAAUAUGAUGAGGUCAUUAUUACGGAUGCAGUAAUGUGUAAAUAGCGUCGGUGUAGUCGGUGGAGGUGGAGCUAAUUUACACGUUUUCUAUUGGACAGCACCUAUUGAUAAUUUAGAUUAUGGAUUAGUCUGAUGAUUAUGUUCUUGAUUCAUGAGAAAUGAUGUCACAAAUUACCCAGAGGCCAAAGUGAUGCGUUCACAAUGCUUUGUCCAAACAAUAGUCUAAACGUCGAAAGUCAUCAUGAAAAGAUGACGAGAUGUUCUGUCAAUCGACUUAUUGAUGAACAGAAUCUGUCGGGUAGUGUUCUUUUUACCAAAGCAGGUUUUAUUUGCACUUCAUAUAUUUUUAUGCAAAUAUUUUGUUUGUUCAGUAAAAAGUAGGCAACGGAUAUCUGAACUGUGUAGAAGUAACCCUACAGUAUACAAGUACUAUACUGGAGUAAAUGUACUUAGUUACAUUAUAUACUGCCAAACGGGCAUAUAAACGUGUACAUUCGAGCAUUUCUCCCACGGUGCUCUGGUGUUGCCCACUGGUCUGGCUUUUCAAGAGAAAAUCAAUUACCUUUUUUUAAAAUUAACGUUUGACGUCAAGGUUUUGAUGAGAAAAUUAAUAUGUAAUAUAUUCUUCGGUGAGCUUCGUGGACCACAAACACCCUCUGCACGGCGAGCUGAUCACGAGCACCUUGAUCAGAGUCACCACCACGACGCACCAGCUCCUCUACCUCACCAGAGACCGUCUGAGCCUGCUACAGUAGAAAUGGUGGGUGGCCAACAUGGGCGGUAGGUUGGAGGAGUGGAUUAGCAGCUUGAAGGUUGCUGGUUUGAAUCCCUAGCCAGAUAUCACAAACAUCUGGUAAAAUAACAGUAAUAUUAGAUGCAGGCUCAUGCUGUUGUGCCCUCAUUCCUUCCCAGUUUCUGGCAGCGUGUUGUGUACGGGGUGUUUGAGUGGAUUCACCCAUGGGGAUUAAUGAGGUCAUAUUCUGUUUUAUUCCACUUUAAUAAACAGGGUUGCAAAAAAGAUGACACUGAUGUGAACCUCCUAGGGUGGUCCUGGGCCAUGCCCCCCCUGGAAGAUUUAAAAAAUAUAUCGUUUUGUGGAAUUUAGCACAAGGAUAUAGAAAGUAUGUAUAUAGAUGUCUAGAGAAAGAUUACAAAAGCAAUGUAAGGGGACAUCUCACUUCUUUAUCUCCAUUGUCUUCUAAUGAAAAUACCUCAUCAUACUCUAGAUAUGUUCUUGUUUUAUAUUAUACUGUAACAUGUUAACAUAUGUUUGAUAUCCUAUUCAAUUUUAUCUUAUAUUGUCGUACUUCACAACAUAUUAAGUUAAAUCUUAAACUGUUAUAACUUUUAUUAUGUACUGUAUACUUGGUAAACUCAAAGCUUUAACACUACAUGUCGUCAUUCAUCCAUUCACACCCAUUCAUACACUGAUGACAGGAGCUACUGUUGUGGAAGAUUUCUUUGUUAAUCGGGAGAAGAUUC